Cinara cedri is the source of this 2598-nucleotide messenger RNA. Lineage: Eukaryota; Metazoa; Arthropoda; Insecta; Hemiptera; Aphididae. The record is from the annotation of a GenBank genome assembly.
AUGAAGAAUAUUCUGCAUGUAGAAGUCCCUUUAAAAACCGAAAAGUAUGUAUCUAUUUAAACAUAAUUUAAGUAUUCAAAUACAUUUUAUCAAUGAUAUUGUAACUAAGUUAUAACUUUAUUUUAGGGUGCAUAAUAAUUUACGCAAAUAAAAUUAUUUUAUUUAAACCAAAUUUACUACCUAUGUUUAUAAUUAAGAAUUUAUGAAGCUACUAACAUAUUUACUUGUAUUUUCUCCUUCAUUAAUUUGUAUAAUUCAAUUACUUUAUUUAGAGCAAGUAACAUUUCUGAUUUGGAGAAAACAAUUCAACUUGAAUUAAAAAACAUUAAACCAAUUUUUCUGGAAUCUAUACAUACUAAAUUUGUUACUGAAGGAUUAACAGAGUACAUAAAACAUAUAGAAAUUUGUGAAAUUGAAAAUGUACAAGAUGAUAAUAAUAUAAAAAAAAAAUUGGAGGUAUGAUUUUUUGAUAAAUAUUUUUUAUUCCGUGGUAAUGAAAAUUAAUUUACAGACAGCAGAUAUUUCAUUAGACUUAGAUGCAUAUGACAUAAAAAUCUAUUUUUAUAAAUUAGAUGAAAGUGGUUUAACAGAUGAUGUUACUGAUGAGUCUACUAGCAAAAUGAAACGUUGUAUACUACCCAAUGUAGAUUUUAACGGUAUUUGGGAAUCAUUGGUAUUUCAAGAGCCAAUAAAAGAAAUUGUAAUAAUAAUUAAUGUAUUUUAUAGUCUGUACUGUAUUUUUUAAUUUUUUUUUUAAAUAUUACCUAUUUUAGCUUUUACAGUAUGCACAAACUGGAAUGAAUUUUGCACGUCAUAAUGUUAAUCCAAACAUUAUUAGCUAUAAUAGAUUAAUUCUGUUGCAUGGUCCACCUGGUACUGGCAAAACAUCUAUUUGUAAGGCUCUUGCACAAAAGUUAUCAAUAAGAUUAGGCAAACAAUACAAUUUUUUUGAAUUUAUUGAAAUUAAUAGUCAUAAUUUGUUGUCCAAAUUUUUUUCAGAAGUAAGUAUUUUCCCUAAGAUUAAUAACUAUUAUAAUUGAACAUAAUUUCUAUUAAUCGAACCAAUAUUAUUAUAGAGUGGAUCAUUAAUUAUGUCCAUGUUCCAAAAAAUAAAAGAGGUAUUGGAGUAUGGUGAUUCAUUAGUGUUUAUAUUAAUUGAUGAAGUAGAAAGUUUAACACGGGCUCGAGAUGCUGUGUUGUCUGGUACUGAACCAUCUGACUCUAUAAGGGUUGUAAAUGCUGUUCUGACACAGCUUGACAAUUUAAGAAAGUAUACAUAAUUAUUUUUAGAUGUUAAAAUAAAUUAUUACCUGGUUAAUGUUUUUUUUUGUCAAGGUAUCCUAAUGUAAUAUUUCUAACAACAUCAAAUGUAACAGAAGCCAUUGAUUCUGCAUUCACAGAUAGAGCUGAUAUAAAAAUGCUCAUCAAUCCUCCUAAAGAAAUGGCUAUAUACACUAUACUCAAAACUGCUAUUGAGGAACUUAUCAAAGUAAAUAUUACUUAUAAAUGUAUUAUAUAUACAAGGUGUCUCGCGAAGAUUCAACAAAUUCAACUUUUGUUCUAUUCAAUAUUUUUAAUAUACAUUUUUUUUAGGGGGAGUAGGACUUAAAAUAAAACAUUUUACUAUAAAUUUUUAAAAAUUCAAAAUAGCCACUUUGUAAAAUAGAUUUUUAGAAAAUGUUUCGUAGUUGAAACUUUUGUUAAAGUAUGGUAUUUUAUUUUCUACGAUUUUUUGCAAAUUUAAAUAAUAUACUUUUCGAUUAUAACAAUAUUGUUUAUCAACAUAAAUUACCAUUAUUGAUUGAUUGAAACUACCUGUUCUAAUAACUAAUAAUAACUGAUAACUAAAUGGGUAUCACAAUAGGUAAUAUUUACAUUUGCAAAAACUUCAAAAUUUCAAAAAAUCUUAGAAAAUAAAAGACCAUACUUUAACAAAAGUUUCAUCUAUCAAAAAUUGUCUAAAAAUCUAUUUUACAUAAUGGUUAUUUUGAAUUUUUUUAAAAAAAUAAUAGUAAAAUUUGUAAUAAAAUUUAAAAUUUUUAUUUUAAGUCCCCCCUCUUUAAAAAAAAAUAUUCAUAUAAAAAAAAACUAGUGCUGAGGCAUACUAAUUAUUUAAAUAAAAUUUAUAUCAAAAUUAUUGAAUAGAACAAAAGUUAUUACAUUUGUCAAAUCUUCGUAGGACACUCUGUAUACAUAUAUUUUUUAACGUUUUAAAAUUAUUUGUUUUUAGGUAAAACUAAUUAUAAAUGUAGAAGAAAAUGACAAAUUUGAUCGUCCUUAUGAUUUAACUAAUUUAAAUAUUGAACAAAAUGAAGAUUUAAAUAUAACACAAAAAUUAUACAAAAUUUCUAAGUAAUAACUAAAAUAUCUUAUGAUGAUUAUGAUUAUAUGAUUUGAAAUGUGUAAUUGAAUUUGUUUAUUAAAUAUUUUAGAGAAAGUGUUGGAUUAAGUGGACGUGUUUUAAAAAAGAUAACUUUUAUAGCACAUUCCUUAUAUGUUAGAACACCACAGUGUAAUGGUGUUCAUCAGUUUUUGUCAGCUUUAAGUAAAGCAGUGAAGUAUCAAAAAACACAAGAUGCCAAUCUUAAUAAAAUAUGA